AUGAGGCAACAGUCAUCCCCGCCUGGUGCUGGAAGAGGAGGCCGUCUAAACUCCGACCGCCCAACAUCAAUCUUCACCUUCUCCGACCCCGUCCGAUCAAGGCCACGGCCCGACCCGACCUCUUCCUCCAAAGAGCCACCGCCAAACAAUGAAAUGCGCACCCUCUUCAACGGGCACAUCAAAUUGCGCGGUCGAAAUGACAAUCUGCCUCAAAAAUGGUGGCCUGCUUCCACCGCCAUCCCUCUCCUCGUUGCCACCAUCGGUCCGCUCUCCCACGUGUUGUCCAUUGCCUCCCUAGUGACCACCUGGAAAGUGACCCUUCCCAACUCCGGCAGUUUACCCGAGGGAAAGGAUGACAAUGGGAUCGGCAUCCCGGACCCAAAGUGGGAGAUCAACGCCAACAUCGUUUCGCUGAUAUGUGGAUUUGCGGGAAAUUUCUUCUUGUUGCUGAACUUUACAGGGAGGGUGAGGGCAUUUCUCGUACCUUUCCAGACUCUCGGUCUUCUGUUUCUCGGUCUGGUCAUCUCCAGCAUCAGCCGAUUCGCCGCCAACGUCUCGGCCGACAAGAUCAUCAAGCGACAUCAGGAACACUCGAGACGGUCGACGGUGGGCAUGUCAGUGACGAAUGAGAAGGAGCUGAGAGAGAAGUUGGGUUUGCCGCCCAAAAGAAAGGUGAGCAACGCAAGGAGGCAAAGUGAAGGGAGGAGGGCGUUCAGUGCGAGGAGGUCAUCGUUGGCGCAGUAUGGUCGGUUGGUGGUUGCGGGCAGGUUGGUCACUUUUCGGCGGCAUUCUCGGGCUGGGGUCGGUGGUGCAAGCGAGGGCCAUCUAGUCGAGAGGGCUGCUGACGCAAAAGGGGGAGAGAAUGAGAAUAGAACCAAAGAGGAGGAGGCAAGGCAAAAGAUGCUGAAAUUUGACUCUAAUAAUGAUAAGGGGAAGGGGACUGAGGAGAUUACGAGAAAUGGCAGCGGCGAGAAAUUUUCCCCACAGGACAAGAGAAAGGAAAGAAGACAGAAACUAUUGCUUUUGAAGGAAGACAGGGAUCGGUUCGAAACCAUGAGGCAAAUCCAAGACGAGACCAAGCGAUGGAAGCAAUAUGGCGACAUUACUCCCAAGUCCAACAUCGGCAAGCCGUUUUUUAUCGUCUGGUCUCUGAUUGCCGUACCAAUCGUCACCGUUCUCUUCCAAGAGAUGUCGUCCACCGUCGUCAGAGCCGUCAACCGUGGUGCAUUCAAGGUAGCUGACUGGACCAUCAUGCCGACGUCGAAGCGUGGAGUGCUAGACAAGUACAUCCAGAAACAUCCUUGGCUGCAAAAAUUUGUCGGUAAAAGACAGGACGCGGAAGAGCCCUCAUGUGACGAUGGCGCGGGCACUGAACAGCCAAGAAACCUAGUCGGGCCAGCUGAGGGUGCUGACGAACAGGAAGAGGACCUUCCCUCGCUGCUCUCCCAAACUAUCAAGUCGAUAGCGCAUGACCUCCGCUUCUCCCCUCAAAAGCGGUACUCGUACGAAGAAUGGCAGCUCUUUACCCAGCUGAUUCAGUUUACCCAGAGAGAAGAUGACAGUCGGAUGACAUGGGACUGGCUGAGUGAAGAUUCUCCGCUGCUGGCGGACAUCACUGAAGCGGAGUGGGUGUUGGAUCGCUUGUGCGAGUCACUUGACAGGUAUACCCGCUCCAGUUCCCAUCAGUGCGAGGUCAUGGAUGCAGAACUAGAUCCGCUGCGUAUUGAGAUAGAGCAGGGACCGCUUAAUAACAGAAAAGAGGAAAGUGAAAGAGGGAGAAGAAACCGGAACGUCUCACCAAGCUAA
This is a messenger RNA of Neurospora hispaniola, 1806 nucleotides long. RefSeq lists its product as uncharacterized. The record is from RefSeq and is a predicted model, not a curated record. The coding region runs from base 1 to 1806 and encodes 601 amino acids. Lineage: Eukaryota; Fungi; Ascomycota; Sordariomycetes; Sordariales; Sordariaceae. The transcript is spliced from 5 exons.